Messenger RNA from Rhincodon typus (whale shark), 1260 nucleotides. RefSeq names its product SH3 domain binding kinase 1 (gene sbk1). NCBI's taxonomy places the organism in Eukaryota, Metazoa, Chordata, Chondrichthyes, Orectolobiformes, Rhincodontidae. The record is from RefSeq and is a predicted model, not a curated record. Gene Ontology annotation, biological process: peptidyl-threonine phosphorylation; peptidyl-serine phosphorylation. The transcript has 3 exons. Gene Ontology annotation, molecular function: protein serine/threonine kinase activity; ATP binding. Bases 1 to 1260 code for a protein of 419 amino acids.
AUGGACCGUAUGAAAGCUGCAACCUCAAAAACAGUGCAGAAGCAAAAUGUGCCAGGCUCCUUGACUGCCUUUCCUACUGUUCUGGAACCUGUGAGUUCUCCGUCUCUAUCAAUCAUUGAAGAUAUCUCUGAAUUGGAGACGGACACGGCGAUUGUCACCAUCUCAAUGCCUUUGCCACCUGAAGAGGAGAAUGAGUUUCUUCCGAGACGCCUCUGGCACAAGAGUCUCACAUACUCAAUUCUUUUUACAAUAUUCUUUCUGUUUUUUCUCUCUGCAGGAACCAAAAUGGCUUUAAAGUUUUUGAAUAAAAACAAAACAAAGCUGAAGAAUUUUUUGAAAGAGUACAGCAUCACUAACAAUCUCUCCUCCAACCCCUUCAUCAUCAAGGUCUUUGACAUUGUCUUUGAGACUGAAGAUUGCUAUGUGUUUGGUCAGGAGUAUGCUCCAGGUGGAGAUUUGUUUGACAUCAUCCCUCCCCAGGUGGGUCUACCUGAGGACAACGUGAAACGCUGUGUGCAGCAGUUGGGUUUAGCUAUUGACUACAUGCACAGUAAGAGUCUGGUUCACCGGGAUAUAAAGCCAGAAAAUGUCCUCCUUUUUGACAAGGAGUGCAGACGGGUGAAGCUGUCUGAUUUCGGGAUGACACGCAAAGUUGGCUGCAGAGUGAAGCGCAUCAGUGGGACCAUCCCAUACACAGCUCCAGAGAUCUGUCAAGCCAACAGGACUGAAGGCUUUUUAGUUGACUGCAGCAUUGAUGUCUGGGCUUUUGGUGUUCUAAUCUUCUGCAUGCUGACUGGGAACUUUCCUUGGGAGGCUGCCAUGUCAUCUGACACAUUCUAUGAGGAAUUUGUGCAGUGGCAGAGGGGCCGGCUGAAUGGGUUUCCCUCACAGUGGAAAAGGUUCACAGAUGCAGCCCUACGAAUGUUUCAGAGGCUGCUGGCUGUUGAUCCAGAGAAAAGAUGUUCUGUCAAGGAAGUGUUUUAUUUUCUGAAAUGUGACUUGAUGGUAGAAUUGAGGAGGAGGCCUUCUUAUCGAUGUAGAACGCAUUCGUCUGAUAAGCCAGCACACAAACACGAGGGAUCCAGCCCCAGCAUGCCCACUCCGCUGAGAAGAAGCCUCCUGUCAGAAACAGCAAGUUCCAGAUUCACGUCCACAUCCACAGAGUCAAGUUCACACCCAUCCGGAAGCAGGAUGGAGGGAAGACAGGACAAGGGCAAAGGUCGAAUGAUUGUUGCCACGGCGAUUGAAAUUUGUGUUUAA